Molecule: messenger RNA, 1872 nt
Organism: Didymodactylos carnosus
Lineage: Eukaryota; Metazoa; Rotifera; Eurotatoria; Philodinida; Philodinidae
Source: the annotation of a GenBank genome assembly
AUGGCUCAAAAAAACAGUAUUUUCAAAACAUAUCAUUCAUACAACUAUCGUUAUCAUCAUCCCACACAUCGACGUCCUUCCGUAACGUCUUUGUCACCAUCGUCUUGUCAUUCGAAAUCAUCUCAUUAUUUACCUCAUCAUUUGUCAGCACGUUCCUCUCAUCGUUCCCGUCAUUCAUCUCAUCUACAUUCGCCACAAAAGCCUUUUAGACCACCACCAAAUGUAUCUUCAUUAGAAAAUCAACCGUAUUAUCAUGUAAUCGAUAAGUAUUCAGAUAAAGAUUUGGGACUGGAAUAUUUAUGGGAUAAAACUGUAUUUGUUAGCAAUAUUCCUGCUGAUGUAGGUUAUACAAUAAUACGACGUCUGUUUGCUGAAAAAGUUGGUCGAGUUAUUUCAAUGGAAAUUUAUAGAAAAAAUGGUCGAUCACUCCAUUGUGGAACAGUUGAAUUGCGUAGUGUUGAAUAUGCUAAAGAGGCAGUCAGAAGAUUAGAUGAGUAUGAGUAUCAUGGGAAAAAAUUAUCAGUUAAAAUGGAUACUGAUGGUUUUCGUACUCGUCGUGUAAAAUAUUAUUGUGUAAAAGAUAGCUUAAGAUUACAAUCGGAAUACAAACGCGAACAUGCAACAACUGCUUCAACAUCUACAUGCCCUGUGUCCUUUGGUUCUUCUUCAAUAACAAGCAUACCGACUGCACAUGAACUAAAGGGUGUUAUUGUUGCAUUGAGUACAGACGAUAAUGGAAAUCAGAAGCGAAUUGUCCAUGAAAAGAAGUAUCGAACUGAAAAGGAUGAUAAACAACAACAGCAACAACAAUUACAGCAUAAAACAAGUACUGACACGUCACCAGCGUCGUUGAUCCACCAACAUGUUCAUAAAAAUGGGCGACCUGUUUCGGAUCGUUCCGACAAUCGACAUCAACAUCGUUACUCGCAUUCUAUUGAUGUGAGUGAACAUCAUUAUCGACAGCAAUCACCUGAAGAAUGUAAUAGGAAAAUAUUCAUUAAGAAUCUUCCCUGUCACUGUUCGGAGAAGAAAUUAUAUGACAUAUAUUCUAUGGCUGGUCGUAUCCAUCGUAUUAAAAUGUUUAAAGAACGCAACGGAGAAUUUCGUGGUCGUGCAACGGUUUUGUUUGAUAAACACCAUCAAGCACAGAAAGCUAUUAGGAUGUUCAACGGCCAAAUGUUAUAUGGAAGAGUAAUGAAUGUUUGUUUUGAUUGGGAUAUACUGCAAGAGCAUUACAAAGCACAGAAAGAGAAAAAAAUUUUUUUAGAACAUCAGCAACAAAAUUAUGUUGAACAAUCAAUACAUUAUGAACAACAACACCAACAUAUACAAGAAAAAUAUUUGUCAUAUGAUCUGAUGUAUGAUACUCAUCCUUCAUCGUCUGUCUACCAUCAUGAUACUGCUCAACCAACCGUUACAUCACAAUAUCAGCAUCAUUAUUCUAGUACACUGUCAAAUGAUCAUUCAUCACUACGUUCUAUCGUCCAAAAUUAUUUUCAUAAUGAUAAAAGUGAUAACACUCAGGGAUCCAUUAAGCAAGAUAAUCAAAAUGAAACAAACCGAGAAAUUCUAUCGCCAUUGUUAAAUAGUGAACAGUAUGAUGAUUUACUGGUUUUACUCGCUUUAUCUCAAUUACCAUCGGAUAUUCUAACGGAUUUAGUAGAAAAAUUACUUCGUCAUAUUGAAGAGAAAGAUAAAUCCGUUGAAGAAGAAAUAAACGUGAAGUCAUCUACGCCAAAUCAGCCAAACCAGCAAUCCAUUAAUAGUAAACAACUAUCAUCGCCACCCCUGCAAGAGAAUGGAAUUCGCUGUGAAGAAACAAUUUUUGUUCAGACUUCAAGUCCAGUUGCUGUUGAAAACACAGCUAAAUAG